AUGAGUCGAAACUUUGUGCCAGUAGUCCUGGCGGUGGCGAUGGGGAUUGCGACGAGUUAUUACACCUUCCAGCCCGUGUUUAGGGAUCUCGAGGCCGAGAAGAAAAGCGGACUACGACUUGGUCCCGGAAGCCAAAGCCCCAGCCAGUCCGCAGAACAGCAACAGCCCAGGCCGGCUUCUGGUUCUCUGCCCGCCGAUACUCCGAGCUCGAAGUGA
Aspergillus calidoustus is the source of this 216-nucleotide messenger RNA. The record is from the annotation of a GenBank genome assembly. NCBI's taxonomy places the organism in Eukaryota, Fungi, Ascomycota, Eurotiomycetes, Eurotiales, Aspergillaceae.